AUGUCUCAUAACAAUUUAAAAAAAAUAGCACCAGGGGCUUUGCAACUGUUACCAAAUCUAGCUCGCCUAUUAUUGACAGAUAACCCUCAUUUAGGAAUGACGCAGUUGGAUACGCAGUUGUUAGUGGGAACAGGUCGUAGACUACAACAAAUUGAUGCAUCCAGAACAGGUUUAUAUCAAGUACCUGAGGCUUUCACACAUUCAGUACGAUUUCUGUCCCUUAUAGGAAAUAACAUAUCAGCUGUAAGAUGUGGAGAUCUUGACAGUUACCCCUUGCUGCAAUCUUUAGAUUUUACUGAUAAUAAGAUUAUAACUAUAGAAGAUGAUUCCUUAGGCCGACUUGAAAUGCUGUUAUUUUUAAACAUCAAUAAUAAUUUACUCCCUUCCGUACCGAAAUCAUUGCCAGAUGAACUAAAGUAUUUAUCAGUUAGUAAUAACUCCAUUAAAAACGUUUCCAUACCAGAUUUUAAAAAUUUGCCAAGUUUACGUAUCUUGCUAUUACAGCAUAAUCAAAUUAGAUUUAUUCAAGAUCAUGUAUUUGAUGAUUUGCUCUCAUUAGAGAUGCUUGACUUAUCUUAUAAUCCAAUUCAAAUGCUGUCUUCAAGCACAUUUGAUGGACCAUUAUUACUUCGGGAUUUAAGGCUUUGUUAUUUAAAUGUUUCUGUGUCUGAAGAAGUUGGUUCAUUUCCAAUGUCGUCACCUGAAAGCGUUCAAAUGCUUCACUUACAGGCUAGCCCGGGCUUAGCAAGACAAUUAUUAGCCGAUUCUGCAGCUUUAGCCGCGUUUUCUCGUUUGCAAUAUUUAGAUUUAAGAAUGAAUAAUUUAAAGGAAAUAAGAAAUGAUUUGUUAUUUUAUCUCGUGCAACUAAAGACACUAAGAUUGCAUGGUAACCAAAUAAAUUGUAGCAGAGAGUUAUGGUUGACUGAUUGGAUGAAUUGGAACAAAAGUUUGUCCGAUGGCGAAACAUGCUAUUUUUCAACUUCUGAAGACAAAUCUGAAAUAACAAAGUACAACUGUACAUUUCAAGAAACUUUUACGAUAAAUGAAAGUUUGCCACCUGUUAGUUUAUACAGUACUGAAAUGAUUAAUAAAUUACUAAGAUAUUAUGGAUAUCUCAAUAAUAAAACUGAGAGAGCUUAUUCGAGGCAGGAAAAUUACAAAACUGAGAUAAAAAGUAAUAGAAAUUUUGAAGAUUUAUCAAAAAUUAAGGGGAGUAAAUCAAAAAGUAGCUACAUAGUGUCUGAUACAAAGAAGGUUGAAAAAAAGGUUAUUUCAAAAAGCAAAAUUCUAAUGAAACUUAAAGAAAAUUUUAAUGAGACCUUCGUAAUCAAAUCUACACCGUCAGCAAAUGUUUUCAAUAGAAACGAAUAUCAAAAUGAGCAAUUAAAAAUAAAUCGCAAAUUUUUAGAUUUUGAUGUAUCUAUAGCUACAUCAAGCAAUACUGAUCAAGAAAAAACGUUUACGGGAAAAAGAUUGAAUACUCCGAUUUCAUCUAAAGUAUCAGUUCCCUAUAUAUUCACAACAACAAAACUUCAAGCACAAAGAACCGUAAAUGACGCAUAUACAACAAAUCCUAAUGACAAACUUGAGUAUUCACCAUACCAAGCAACACACCAAAGUUAUGCCCAAUAUAUAGGUAUAGUUGCUAUAACAAGCUUGAGUGUAAUUUCCAUAAUUCUAUGGUUGGUGAUUAGUUUUCGACUAAGAAUUAGAAGACGACAGCUUCUAGCGGUAGAAGUAGACAACCAAAUAGAGGUGUCGAAUAUAUCUGGUGGAGUAUUGUGGUGA
Messenger RNA from Parnassius apollo (apollo), 1788 nucleotides. Lineage: Eukaryota; Metazoa; Arthropoda; Insecta; Lepidoptera; Papilionidae. The record is from the annotation of a GenBank genome assembly.